CGCUUUCACCGCCCACUGGUCAGCGCCUGAUACAUAACCUCGCGCGGCUGCCUGCAUUUCUUAAGGGACCUCGCCAUCCACCUACCUCAACAUCAACCUCAGCCACCUCGACUUGUAUUACCAAUGGCACCAUCCACACGCCUGGGAGUGGGCACGCGAUUAAGCGCGCGGCCUGGGCGCCGCAUGGACCCUCGUCAGGUCAUGACCACGGUUCGACCUGGCUCAGCCCGCGACCCCAUCGUCCUCGAAGACACGUCACUACUAGAAGCAUCAGCUGCACAUCCUACGAAACCCAGAGAGAAGGCUACCACCGGACCUGCCCGAGAUGCUCGAGGGCGCUUCAUCAAGUCGGAGGUCUCUUCGAAGUCGAAGGCAGGCCGCAAGAAGGUUGCGAAGACCAUACUACCGCCGAAGCCGGAAAAGCAGGCUCGCCCUUCGAAAACCGAAUGCAUCAUCUGCGCUACUGAGAAGCCCGCUAAGCGCAGCUUCACGGCAUCUGACAUGGAGGCAGACUGCCAACACUUCGAACAGGUAUGCAAUAUUUGCAUCCAGAGGCAGAUCAAGACGAAAGUGUCGGCGCGCGAGCUCACCGAAGCCCAUCUACCUUGUAUGUUUCCACAAUGUGAGGCUGUUCUCGACCACACCGCACUGAAGAAGAUCUUGCCCAAGGCCCUCUUUGAGACAUGGGAUACAGCUGUCACAAAGUUUACUCUCGCUGCUGAUGCAGCAUACAUCGCAUGCCUCAACCCGGCGUGCGGCAUCUACUUCUCCGCCGAAGAUUGUGGCAGUAAGCACAAGUUCAGCAGCAAGUCCAAGUCCAAGUCCAAACAAAAGGAGACCGACAUCGACAAGGCAGCCUGCCCAUACUGCGAGCACGAGAUCUGUCUAUCCUGCAACCGUCCCUGGCACUCCGGCUCCUGCAACAGCGUAAAGCGGCGCGAGGACCAGCAGUCCGAGAGGACAAUCAAGCGGCUCGGCGCAAAGCCGUGCCCCAAGUGCGGCGUCAACAUCCAGAAGAAUGGCGGUUGCGAUCACAUGAAGUGCAAACGCUGCCGCCACAACUUCUGCUGGGAGUGCCUGGGACUAUACAACGGCAGCCCCGACAUCCACGCAAAAACCUGCUCCCACCACCGCCCCAUGAUCGCGCACGACCUGGGCAACUUCGUCGCCGACAACCUGACCGUCGCCCAGAUCAACGCACUCAUCGAGCGCGCCCGCCAAGACCGCGAGGCUGGUCGCGCGCCGCAGCCAAAUCUCCGGCUUGCCCCUGGCGUCCAGCUCGUCAACGGCGCUGCCGUGCGGCCUAACCCAGCUGUGAACGCUGCACGUCAACCGGGCGUCUUCGGGGCCUUCAUUCGCGAUGCUCGUGCCGAUGUUGCCGAUGGUGCGGGUGAGUAGGACUCCGACUAAAGGCCGGCACAGAUGCGGCUCUGACUUUGUUUCCACAACCGCACAUCUUUUGACUCCCGCCACUACCACCUGGGAAUUUUGAGCAGAUGCUUCACGACUUCCUGGUCGACCCCCGCUGGCCAUUCGGUAAGACUG
Messenger RNA from Didymella exigua CBS 183.55, 1545 nucleotides. RefSeq lists its product as uncharacterized. Gene Ontology annotation, cellular component: cytoplasm; ubiquitin ligase complex. The record is from RefSeq and is a predicted model, not a curated record. Lineage: Eukaryota; Fungi; Ascomycota; Dothideomycetes; Pleosporales; Didymellaceae. Gene Ontology annotation, biological process: ubiquitin-dependent protein catabolic process; protein polyubiquitination; positive regulation of proteasomal ubiquitin-dependent protein catabolic process. Bases 124 to 1398 code for a protein of 424 amino acids. The transcript is spliced from 3 exons. Gene Ontology annotation, molecular function: ubiquitin conjugating enzyme binding; zinc ion binding; ubiquitin protein ligase activity.